GUCGCUACAAUUAUUGAUCAAAUAAUGACGCCAAGAGCACUUCAUUAUUUUUUAUUAGAAGUUAUGAAAAAUAUGAACGAUGAUGCAACUCAUGUUAAAAAUCCAUUUACAGCUACAUAUGAAAAUGUCCGUGAUGCUUAUAAGAACAAUGAGAAGUAUCGCAGAAUUAAAAACUAA
This is a messenger RNA of Rotaria sp. Silwood1, 177 nucleotides long. NCBI's taxonomy places the organism in Eukaryota, Metazoa, Rotifera, Eurotatoria, Philodinida, Philodinidae. The record is from the annotation of a GenBank genome assembly.